Tyto alba (common barn owl) is the source of this 8591-nucleotide messenger RNA. RefSeq names its product ubiquitin specific peptidase 46 (gene USP46). The record is from RefSeq and is a predicted model, not a curated record. NCBI's taxonomy places the organism in Eukaryota, Metazoa, Chordata, Aves, Strigiformes, Tytonidae. Gene Ontology annotation, biological process: protein deubiquitination. The transcript is spliced from 10 exons. Bases 1085 to 2230 code for a protein of 381 amino acids. Gene Ontology annotation, cellular component: nucleus; cytosol. Gene Ontology annotation, molecular function: cysteine-type endopeptidase activity; cysteine-type deubiquitinase activity.
UUUUAAGAGGAACUGAGGUUAUUGCAUUAACGGUGUUGUAUAAAUGCCACGAGUUGUAAGCUUGUGUGUGAGCACUGUGACACUAAGAUGCGUGGUACGGACAUGGUCCCAAAACAGCAUUUGCGAAGAUGGAUGUUGCCUGCAUGAAUGGCGAUGCAAAACACCUACUGUGGGCAGUAAAUGACAUUCCAGCCCACUGUUCCGGGGUUUGCAAGUGCCUUGGCUCCCGUGUGCCUCAAAUUAGGUGGAGAGAGCAUGUCCCAAGGUAACGGAGCUGCCGUCACUGCCGCGCACCCGUGUCUCUCUCUGCCCGGACCCUGCUUUCCCGUCCUUCACCCUACUGCCUGCCCCUGCGAUUCCGGGCUCCCUGAAACCCGAGUUGCGCAGCCCCGGGGCCAUUCCAGCCCCGCCGACGAAGGCACCUCGGCUCCCUUGGGCGCGCCGCGGCCGGGGCAGCCCCCCCGCCCCGCUCCUUCCCCGCCGCGCCCCGGCUGCCCCGGGCCGGCCGCUGCCCCCGACCUCCCCUUCCCCGCCGCGGUCCGAGCGGAUCAGCGGGCGCGGCGCUGCGAUGGAGCGGCGAGCGGCAACGGCGGCCGCCAGGAGAGGAGGAGGAGGAGGAGGAAGAGGAGGAGGAGGAGGAAGGGAGAGCUUAGCGCUGUGCCGGCUGGCGCAGAGGCGCGGCUGAGCGCUCCAGCGGGAGCCCGGGGCCCAGCGCACCGUGCGAGAGCCCGGGGCGGAAGGAGCGGAGAUGCGGCUGCUCUCCCCGCGCCGCUAAAGCUCCCGGUCGCUCGCCCGGAGGAGGGAGGGCGGGAGGGUCCGUCCUUCUCGCAGCUCUGCGGGCUCGAAGGGUGCCGGUGCAGUCCCCUCUUGCUUUUAUUCCAGCCCCGGAGCAGAAGCCGCCGUCGCCGCCGCCCCCUCCUCUCCCUUCCUGCGCCCUUCCCACCAUGAGCGGGGCCGUUUUCACCUUAUAAAGAUGGCGGUGUGGGAUCGCUGCAACCUUUAGACUAAUGACUGUCAGAAACAUCGCCUCCAUCUGUAAUAUGGUUCUUCAAGAGCAGCUACACGCAGUUGCCAGCUUCCCUCCAUGUGGUGCUCCAGCAUGCCUUGUGCUGGUGCUGCCACACAUACCGUUCAUCUGCCCUGGAGAACGGAGCCUACCUCUAGGGGCACCAAUGCCUCUGCUCUGGAAAAAGACAUUGGCCCAGAGCAGUUUCCAAUCAAUGAACACUACUUUGGAUUGGUCAAUUUUGGGAACACCUGCUACUGUAACUCCGUGCUACAGGCAUUGUAUUUUUGCCGGCCGUUUCGGGAAAAUGUAUUAUCAUACAAGGCCCAACAGAAAAAGAAGGAAAAUCUCUUGACUUGCCUGGCAGAUCUUUUCCACAGUAUUGCUACUCAGAAGAAGAAAGUUGGAGUUAUUCCACCAAAGAAGUUCAUAUCAAGGUUACGGAAAGAGAAUGAUCUCUUUGACAACUACAUGCAGCAGGAUGCACAUGAGUUUUUAAAUUACCUGCUCAACACCAUCGCAGACAUUUUACAGGAGGAGAAGAAACAGGAAAAGCAAAAUGGGAAACUGAAAAACGGCAACAUGAAUGAAGCUGAAGAGAACAAUAAACAAGAACUCACCUGGGUGCAUGAGAUUUUUCAGGGAACACUGACUAACGAAACUAGAUGUUUGAACUGUGAAACCGUUAGUAGCAAAGAUGAAGAUUUUCUUGACCUUUCUGUUGAUGUGGAGCAGAACACAUCAAUUACACACUGUCUAAGAGACUUCAGUAACACAGAGACACUAUGUAGUGAACAGAAAUACUACUGUGAAACUUGCUGCAGUAAACAAGAGGCACAGAAAAGGAUGAGAGUAAAAAAACUGCCAAUGAUCCUUGCCUUACACCUCAAGAGAUUCAAGUAUAUGGAGCAACUGCACAGGUAUACUAAGCUGUCUUAUCGUGUAGUAUUUCCGCUGGAGUUACGUCUCUUUAACACAUCUGGUGAUGCUGUCAACUUAGAUCGGAUGUAUGACUUGGUAGCUGUUGUUGUUCACUGUGGAAGUGGACCGAAUCGGGGGCAUUACAUUACUAUUGUGAAAAGUCAUGGAUUUUGGCUUUUGUUUGAUGAUGACAUUGUAGAGAAAAUAGAUGCUCAAGCUAUUGAAGAAUUCUAUGGUCUGACCUCUGAUAUAUCAAAAAAUUCAGAGUCUGGAUAUAUUUUAUUCUAUCAGUCAAGAGAGUGACUUGGCAAACUGUGACAAUUGGACACAAUGAUGCUGCACACAAAAUAAGGUGAUGGACACCCUUGAACUGACUUUUACAAGGACCACAUCUUAUAUGGUUGAACAACAAUACACUCUGUCUCCUAUUAAAUGGUCUAUGUGAUAUUGACUAUAACCGUCCUUUUUUGACAUGCGGAACUUUGUUUUGGGGAGGGUGGGAUUGUUUGUAGUUUUUAAGUCUGAUUGAAGAGUUAAUUGCAGUCAGAUUUUAGUGGAAUUUAUAUGGACUAACAUUUACAGACAACAAGAUUUGGAUGUCAACUGUUAAACUCAAUCCAGCUAGAGUAGUAUUUUAUAUAGAAGUGUUCAUUGCAUUUAGGGCAAAAUUGUUUAAAACUUUCUAAAUGGCUUUGGGGUGUGUUGAUUUACAAAACAUUCCUUUAAAUACAUCCUGACAUAUACUUACCCAUUUUAAGCGUAAGCAAAAAAAUCUGUUUCAUGAUGAUCAGAAUUGUGGUUGCAUAGGGGACUUUUUUACACGUUACUCUCUAAUGCAAAAAAGAUAUUCUUCCAAAACCAUUUAAGCUUCAGGUUGUUAAAAACUUCCAGUGCAUAACUUCAGGCCUAAAACUCACAUAGAGGGAUUUAUAUUACAGUGGAACUAAGUAAUUCUGUAUAUCCAGUCAUUUUAUUUAUCAUGAGAUAGUAAAGAUGAGGUGAGAUUUCAGAAUUUAGAGACCACUGGAAUAAAGGGAGCAAGAUGACACAUAUGACACAGAGAUAAAUUGCAUCUAUAGAGACUGAGCUUAUCUUUCUGUUAAAAUAAUAUCAUAGGUUGUUUACGUAAUUGAGCUUGCAGAGAUUGCAACACUGCUCACGUAUAACAUAUCCAUCAGGACUGAAAUUACACAGUCCAUUUAAAUAAGUGUUACUCGUACAACACAUAAGACACAGCUUGAUCCUGUGAUUUUCUGAAUAUCUGUAGGUCCCAUUUUCAUUUCUUAAGAAAGAGUCAAUUUCUUAGCAACAUAACAUAAUAGGUAACAACCAUUAGUUUACACACACUUCCAUGUAUAUCAUCUCUAACAUUUUGGCCACGUUUGACAGCAUUUGGGUCAUCACAGAAACAGGGCUCUGGAGUGUCUGAUUUUAAAAAUCAGCAAAAGACUCAGUGCAAAAGUCUUCCUUUGAGUUUUACUGGGUGAAUUUGGUUGGCACUGGUCAUGCACUGGCGAAUAAAAUUGGUGAACUCACAUAGUGGAAUUUGGCGAAGAAUUAAUGCAGAAGCAAGUAUCAAUAGGGUAUGAGAAGGGAUCAAUAGCAGGUUGAGGCAGUGUCAAUGUUGGGUAACUACCCUGCUGGGUUUGAUAAUUUCACUCCAUUACACAAUUCUUGAACUUCAGUAGCCAAAUUCCUAUUCCAAUGAAGUCAACAGAAAAAACACUCGUUGUCUUCAGGGGGACUGCCAGUUGGUUCUAGUAUUUACAAGGAUAUAUUCUCAUCUCACAGAAAAUUAUUUCUACCUGUUAGACUUAAUUUACUUUCAUUAAGUAUUUAUUAGACAAUGUAGCUUUUGGUCCUUUUUUUCUUUAAGGAGCCUGUCUGCCACUUUAUGGCUAACACUCCAUUUCAAGAAAUGGCUUUUGAAGUGCAGUUAAAUCUUAUAUUUCAGUCUCUGUAGGAAAGAUAAUAACUUUUUUUCAUUGUUAUCUACUGUGAAUGUGAAAUAUUUUUUGUUAAGUAAUUGCGAAAAUGAAGUACCAACUUCCACUGUAACAUCAGUUGAAGUUCAGUUGGAUCUCUCAAUGGCCAUUUUGUAAACUAAGGAAAUGUAGCACUUUACACUGAAUGAGAAACAGAAGUGGACUUUUCAUCUAACAUUAUUUGUGAUUUAUCAUGUUGUUAUACUGAUACAAGAAAACAGAUGUAGAAUGUAAAUUUAGAGUACUUACUUAGGUGAAUAAUAGUCGUGAUCUGCAGGGCUCGCUCACAUGAAUGAAGGCUGGUAUGCAGGCUCAAGACAAGCAUAAUUGGGAUGCAGCUCUCUUUUACUGAUGUUAGAAUUAAAUGUUCUGUCUCUAACACAGGACACAGACAUCUUACAGGAGACUUCAAUUCUACUGAGGUCCAGGAGCUUUUCCAGUAGAAAGAUAAGCCUGCAAAUCCCGCUCUAAUGGAUUUAUUUAUAAGUAUUUAGAAUUUCCAUACAAAAAUGUAAUAAUCACUUGCCUUUUAAAUUGGGUGAGUUUCCUCAUUGUGAAUGAAGGCACUUUCUAGAUCAACAUUAACCGGUGCUGGUCCAAAGGUCUGUAAUUCACAGUUUACUGCUGAACAUUCUUAGGGAAUUCUUCAAUUUUAAAACAAGCAACAAAAAAAGAUAUUCUUAAUGUAUCAUUUGAAUGUUUAGGCCUCAUGUUUAUAUGAAAGGUAAAUUUUAAAAAAAAAAUUUUAAAUCAGUUCAAUUUUAGGAUGUUUUUUCCAUAUUUCAAUUGACUUAUCUGAAUUUUUUUUUUUCAUGUUAAUAAUAUGAAUUAAUAAAGUACAGGAUAAUAAUCUUUGGUUUUCUCCAGCUGCAAGACUGCUCUAGGUUGAAAAACAUAGAUAAUUGCAGUAUGUUAUUGAGAAUAAAAUUACUGGAAUAAACCUUUUCAUAGAGUAUGAAAAAACAUUUUAAAUUCAUGCUAGCCCAUUAAAAGGUCACAGCACUGGUAUCACACCUGUCCAACACCGGUGGUCUGACAUCAAUGCUGAAAAAUUGUGGAAUAUUCACUUUAUGCUAACAGCAGCUAAACAGCAAAAGCUGUCCAUCACAGCUGUAUGACUCGUGCCAGUCUAGGCAGCAGAACUUCUCUUCUAUGUCAAAUGAAGCACGUUUGCAAGGGUUUUAUAGGAUUUGGAUCCUCACAGAAACAAUCAUAUGAUGUGAAGUAUUUUAGCUGAUUAAAUAAAACAUAAUCCUUUUUCUCUUAUGCUUAUGUAUAGAUUUCCAGUCCCUUAUGAAAGAAUGGAAAAAUAUCUAGGACAAUAAAAGCUUUUCAGCCAGCAGCUAGAAAACAAAAUUGAAGCACAGAUGUCUAAUAGUAUUCUGUGCUUCUCUAAAAUAGCUAUUUUUAUGGUGUUGGGUUCUGAGUAUAGUAGGCCUAAUGACACCUGAAGUUUUUCACUUGUUCCACAUGCUGUUGCUGAGAUGACUUGUCCAUUUAUAAAUCUUAUUACUACGGUCUUACUUAGAAAAAAUAACAUUUUUGUCCUGUGCUGUUUUUCCACUGAACCCAAUGAAACACUGCAGUGCUGAUGAAUCAGUUAUCUUAGAGGAUGAGCUCAGACCUCAACUUUUAUGUUUCACAGAACAGUCUGUCAGGAUUUUAUGUAAGUUCUAUUUUUGGGAUGUAACAGAGGGAGGCAGAAGGGAGUGAUGGAGAAACCAUACCAGUGAAGCAGAACACCUUGUUGAAAUUAAGUCCCAAAAUUACUCCUGUCAAUUUUAUUUUAAUAAUUUAUUUACCUCAGAGCAGUAGAUUACAUCUUAAAAGUCUCGUUCCUUUGGCAGUUGGAGUAAAGACAAUAAAGCAGUAAGCAUUUCUUUUGCAUUAGAGUUAAUGAAGAUAUUAAAGACCUAACUAAGCUGAAACUGAAACUCACAUUACAUGGUGGGUCCUAAAGGGCUACUACAACCUUUUCUCUUCAGACAUUACACUUCAUUCACCCAUCUGUUACAGGAUCAUGUCCUUGGGACCUGAGCCCACAACUUGCAGCUUCCAGUGAUAUGAUGCCUCUCAGCAGCAGACCUUUCUUGUUUUGACUCUUUUUUUGCUGCUUGUGGCUAACAAGUGUGAGCAGUAUUUUAAAGCUGAGCGCGUACUAGGAAUUUGAAGAAGUUUUGGCUGUUUACUUGUUCUUUGCUAGUACCUUUUAUCAGUGUUUGUUUUAAUUUAUUUCUCUUUUGUUUGUCUGUUAUUGUAUUUGUAUAAUAACUUAUGUAGUUAAUAUUAUUAGUAUUAUGUUUUAAUUUUUAUGUACUUUGAUUUUUUUAAACUGUAGUCAACCCAAGCACUUUAAGCAAAAAUGUCAAUCUUGUGAAAUUCCAAUCAGCUUAACAUUUUGCCUUUGUCUUUUUGCUUUUGCAGCUGUUUGCUUGUGAUCCAGCAACUCUAAUUACAACCCAAUUGCCAUGUUUAGGCUUGUAGCCCUAGUUGGGUUAUAAAUUUAGGAAGCCUAAUUUGUUCAUACAUAUUUGUUCAUACAUAACAAGGAUGGAGUACUUACUGCAUGUCUGCUACACAUAGCAGUAUGUACCUGACAAGUUGCACUCACGGUGCACAUUCCACAGCUUUUUUUUUGCACUUUGCCUGCUAACCUGUCCGAGAACGACUAAUACUUUAAUCUGUGGCACAGUUAUCAAUGACUAAUUUAGAAAAGCUCCACUUCUCAUAGGAAAAUUCUCUUUUAUCAGACACAGAGUUAGCUGUCAAUCAGCUGGUGAUACAGGUGUUACUCUCUUUGCCAUUUUAUCUGUGCUCCAUACAAUCCCAAGUAUGAAUUAUCUUAAGAGCUGCGAUUGUUCCUGGCCCUUGUGUGAGUGCUAGCAAGAAGAGCAAUAUUUUUGCAUCUUCCUUCUCUCCACUUGCAACCAUAUAAAGGGAAGAGAUAAUGAAGCAGGAUAAGUGCUUAAUGUAAAAACCCCAUACUGUCUAUCAAAGACACUAUAUGUAUCUUAGAAGCCAGCACCUGUGGUGUCCAUAUCAGAAAGUCACCAACUUUCCGUGUUGUUAAUACGAGGGUUAGUCUUAGUUUUUAGACUUCAUAUUCUCUCUGAUCAAGUUAAAAACACGGGGAUUUUUCCUGUUGCAUCAAUUCUGUCACUGAGGUGUUUCUUCUCAAUUUAACAUGACACUUAAUAUUUAAAUAGCCCUUGGGAAGCCUCCAUAGACACCCUUUUGAUUUCUUUUCAGCUAACAUGCAUUACUUCAAAGAGAUUGCUUGAACCUCUCCACACAACUUAUUCGGAUUAACACACUCCUUUUGCAUGCAAGGUCAAAUAACACCUAUCAAGAGGUAUGUGCCCACCUGAUGGGACCAUCUGGGCUAAGCCCACACCUUUUUACACAAUAAUGACUCUUUAUCCCCUAGGAGAUUUUCUUGAUGGCUUUGACUGAAUGAUUUAAUAUGAAACCACACAUAACUGCGUUUAUUCAUGGGCUCAGAGUUGCUAUAAUUCUUUAAUAACUCUGCUUCAUUUGGUUAUCAAGACUGGGACUAUUGCACAAUGUUAAAUAAAUUAAUUUGUGUGUGCCGCUCACAGUGGUCAAUUUAACAGUCUAAUGCUUCUGAUGAAGGCUGCUGCAGGUGGCAACUUCACUAUAUGCAAGAACAUUAGAGAAUAAGUGACUUCUGUGAUAGCACGGUAGGUCUGUAGGAGGAGCUGGACUGGCAUGCAGCUUCCUAACCCUCAGCUUGUACCCAGAUGAAGUUGGUGCUCCAUCCUCUAGAUAAUCCUAACCCUUCUCCUAGGGGUUCCAAAAUGGCAGGAACAAACCCUUUGCGAAGACACCUUGCAGUUCACCCAAACAUCUUGUUUGCCACAGUAGAUAAUUAAUGAAUAUUUGCAACCUCUCUCUCCCCACUCCCCCAAACCCUCAUUAAUAGGUAUAUAUUCCUUAAAGAAACUGAGCUUAAACAUCAGCUUUGUAUUUCCAAUGGUGUUCAUAUUUGCAAAUGUCCCAAGACGGACUGUGUUCACACAGUACACUGUUUCCUAGUCCUCUCUCAACUCUCAUUCUAAUUGCAAGAGCAACACCAGUGCAGCCAUGGUACAGGUUCACGUGUUUUCCUGGAGACAGUUUUCUAGCUUCAGUGGCUUUUGCUAAAGAAGACCUAACACAAGCUCCAUAACUUAUCUAUGACUCUUUAGGAAUAAAGUCACCAUAUGUUGUAUGAAUAUGAGAGUAGAGUAGGGGGAAGAAGAAAGAGAAGAGGUAGAAAUAUGGAAAGGGCUGGGUUUUCAGAGGUUUUGAAUAUGUAUAUCUGUUUGUAAAUACAUAAUUCCUCUCUACCUUGUCAAAACAAUGCAAUCAUAAUAAAACUACUUAAAUAUUUUGUGCUAGUUUUUUAAAUGGAGUAAGAGGUAAUAAAACUAUUAGGCACAAAAUCGGGGACUUAUAAAAAUACUGAAUUUCUAGUAAAGCGUACAAUACACGGUGUAUGUGUACGGUUGAGUCUCUGCUCUUUUUAAUCAUGUACAUGUAAUUAAACCCUGCACUACCUGCAGUACUGUAAGAUAAAUCCCAUGUUGGUUAUUAAGGUUGUAACAUUUAAAAACCAGUAUUUUCUCCUUUUAACAUGUUUAUAUUUUACAUAAAAUAAACUCCCUAGCUGAUCUUGA